This is a messenger RNA of Daldinia childiae, 810 nucleotides long. RefSeq names its product Transcriptional activator HAP5. The transcript is spliced from 3 exons. NCBI's taxonomy places the organism in Eukaryota, Fungi, Ascomycota, Sordariomycetes, Xylariales, Hypoxylaceae. The record is from RefSeq and is a predicted model, not a curated record. Bases 1 to 810 code for a protein of 269 amino acids. Gene Ontology annotation, molecular function: DNA binding; protein heterodimerization activity; DNA-binding transcription activator activity, RNA polymerase II-specific. Gene Ontology annotation, cellular component: nucleus; CCAAT-binding factor complex. Gene Ontology annotation, biological process: regulation of DNA-templated transcription.
AUGGAUCAAUCUUCGUCAAAUCACCCUCAGUCGUCGAGGGGAGGCGGUGGAGGGACCGGUGUAUAUGAUAUAGCUCAUGGAGGUCACUAUGGUGCCAGUGCAGCACUCGCAAACUCUGGCUUCGCACCUGCUGAGCUCUAUACCGGGCCUUGGGCCAAUGUUCACCAGGGUCUACACGGCCAAUACAAGGAUAUUUUAACAACCUAUUGGCAAAAUACCAUCAACCACCUCGAGUCAGACCAACAUGACUACAAGCUCCAUCAACUACCCCUCGCUCGAAUCAAGAAGGUCAUGAAGGCUGAUCCCGAGGUUAAGAUGAUCUCUGCCGAAGCCCCCAUCCUAUUCGCGAAGGGGUGCGAUAUAUUCAUCACCGAGCUGACGAUGCGGGCGUGGAUUCAUGCCGAAGAGAAUAAGAGACGAACAUUGCAGCGAUCCGAUAUCGCCUCUGCUCUCGCUAAGAGCGACAUGUUCGACUUCUUAAUCGACAUCGUGCCGCGCGAAGAGGCGAGUCACGCUAAGCGCGCUAACCCCGCCCAAGCGCAGCAGUCUCAAGGUGGCGUGCCACCCGCAGCAGCCGGUAACCAAAUGCCGGGUUCACACGGGAUGCCCGGAGCCCCCAACCAUAUGGCACCGGGCGAUUACGGCAUGGGCAGCCAUGCCAUGGGCUCUGAUCAAGAAUACCGCGGCCCACCCAUGUAUAAUCAAGUCCAAGCCGGCCCCGGCGGUCCCUAUAGCCAACAACCACCCCAAGCCAUGUACGGGGAUAUGGAGGGGAUGUACGGCUACCCAGGCAUGCCCCAGCAGCCAUAG